Messenger RNA from Penicillium oxalicum, 2595 nucleotides. RefSeq names its product glucan endo-1,3-beta-D-glucosidase. Gene Ontology annotation, molecular function: endo-1,3(4)-beta-glucanase activity; glucan endo-1,3-beta-D-glucosidase activity. Bases 1 to 2595 code for a protein of 864 amino acids. The transcript has 4 exons. NCBI's taxonomy places the organism in Eukaryota, Fungi, Ascomycota, Eurotiomycetes, Eurotiales, Aspergillaceae. The record is from RefSeq and is a predicted model, not a curated record. Gene Ontology annotation, cellular component: cell surface.
AUGGCAACUUCAUGGAGAAUCAUAGCCGUGCUGACCUGGCUUUUCGCCACAGAAUCAGUCGAUUGCCUGCCCCGGUCAAUAAGCACUUCUAGUUCUCAAGUCACGACUCUAGCAACGACAGAGCCAGAGCAAGUCUCGAGAACUCAAUAUCCUCCUUCAAACCAAAGGAUUGCCAUUCAGGCAGCCACACCGACUUAUUGUGUUCCCUUGGAUCACAGCGGUCAUCCAUCGCAACUUCCGUUCCCAACCCUCGACUUGAGCAACCUAUUUGGUGGUCCCGACGGGCUGCUGUUGCCCCCAACCACAGCCCUACCACCUACCACCUACCACAGUGGUACAUCAAACCACACGUCACCAGAAUCGCCGUCUUCCGACACAGAAUCCGAACUCACAAUCGCGUCAACAGCAACAAUGACGCAGAACAUCUUUGAGCCGAUUGGAACUGGCGCUGUUCCCGCCAGCAUCAAGACACGGAAUGACCAUCCUGUCCCGAACCAACAUGCUAAUUCAAGCGGCCCUAUUGAGACCAACAAGUUCUAUGCUGGUCUUUUCCUUGGUUCGCAAACCAACGCUUCUUUCACUCAGCCCUACUCCAUCGCGUGGUCCCGGGGAGGAGGGUCGCUGAGAAGCUGGGGAAUGGGUGUCUCUCACGUGGAAGCCAAGCUGCUUGCAUACGGCCCGCCAAAUUCCAAAUUACCCGGCAGUCCGGUCAGCUUUUAUAUCAAUCCCAUUGGACUCCAGCAUGUCAUUUUGUCAGCUACUGAACUCAAUGAGUCCAGCGUGCUCGUCACGGAGGAGCCCAAGGCCUUUUCGGCCACAGCCGUCCUCAAGCGGUCCAGCAGCUCCUCGCAAAGUAUCACAUUCCCUGUGGUUCAGGGAAUGGGGUACGUCACAGGCGUAUACCGCGAUCUUCAGCCCGUGGUGGAAAGCGGUACAUUCUUCCGCAAGAUCGUCAAUUCUGGAUCCCCAAAGUCGGGCAUCUUUAAAUACCAGCUAUAUCUGGAGGACGAUACCGUCUGGAUGCUUUAUGUUGUCCCUGACAAUGGCCGAGAUCCCCAGUUCAAAUUGAUCAGUAACUCGAGUCUCCAGGGCCCAUCUGGAUUCACCGGGACCAUUCAGGUCGCCAAGAACCCUGCUGGUCAAACAGGCGAGAAGUUCUUCGACAAUUCAGCGGGCGUCUACCCCGUUGCAGGCACUGUGUCUGGGAAUGUCAGCGGAACUUCGGGCACUUACAGCCUCUCGUGGACCAAGGCUGGCAGGAACAGCAGUGACACCCCUCUCAUCAUGUUUGCCCUGCCCCAUCACGUCCAAUCUUUCGACAGGGACACACUUGGACGUGCCACUGACAUUCGCCUGCGAACUACCACCAAGGGCAAUGCCACUGCCGUGAUUGGGGAUCGCUGGGUCAUGAGUGAGCAAAAUCUUCCCACAGACAUGGGAUUCGCCCCUUGGUCGCCACUCAUCGGCAACAUCAAAGCUCUUUCUGGAACCGCUCAACGAGCGAUACUGGAUGUGGCCCCUUUGGAAUUACAACAGAGUAUUGAAAACCAGACCAACCUCAACAGCAUGUAUUACAGCGGAAAAGCUCUGAGCAAGUUCGCAACCUUGAUCUGGACCGUCAGCGACCUUACCAACAGCCCCGGUAUCGCUCAAGAUGCUCUACAAGAAUUGAAAAGAUGCUUCUCCCGCUUUGCGCAGAAUCGGCAACAAUUCCCUCUUGCGUAUGACUCCGUUUGGAAGGGCGUGGUGUCGACGGCAGGCUAUGGGGGCGAUCUGAAUGCCGACUUUGGAAACACGGCCUACAACGAUCAUCACUUUCACUAUGGCUACUUCAUUCAAGCUGCCGCCAUCAUCGGCACCAUGGAUCCGGGUUGGCUUGCCGAAAAUAAGGAGUGGGUCAACACUCUCGUUCGCGACGCCGGCAAUUCCAUCGAGUACGACCCUUACUUCCCUUUUUCCCGCUCUUUCGAUUGGUUCAAUGGUCAUUCAUGGGCCAAAGGGCUCUUCGAGUCAUUUGAUGGAAAGGAUCAAGAAUCCACUUCUGAGGAUGCCAUGUUCGCGUACGCGAUCAAGAUGUGGGGCAAAACCAUUGGGGAUGCCAGCAUGGAGGCUCGUGGGAACAUGAUGCUGGCGAUCUUGCGCCGCUCGCUGAAAAACUACUUCCUCAUGCAGACCAACAACACCAACCAGCCCGCCAACUUCAUUGGGAAUAAGGUGACUGGGAUUCUGUUUGAGAACAAGGUGGAUCACACCACGUACUUUGGAAACAACCCCGAGUUUAUUCAAGGUAUCCACAUGCUGCCAUUGCUUCCCAACUCGGGCUACACCCGUGAGCCGACGUUUGUCGCCGAAGAGUGGCAAGCUAUCUUUUCAGAGAGCUCGUCAUCCCCUGCGUCCAGGGUCCAAGGUGGCUGGAAGGGAGUUCUGUUCGCCAACCUCGCAUUGAUUGACCCGCGGGCGUCGUGGGAGUUCUUUGCUCAAUCUAAUUUCGACUACAGCUGGAUCGAUGGCGGGGCCUCUCGCAUUUGGUACAUGGCCUAUUCUGCUGGUAAGUCCGCGGACGUGCUCCUCGUCAACCAUGCGGAACAAUACUAA